CUGAUUUUUAACCUUUAAGAAAAGGGUAUUCAAAUGAGUAUUCAUUAAACAAGAGUAGGGUUCCCAGCCAUGGAGAACUCGUCCUGCCGUCACGCUCUCAUUCCGAGUUCCCUCUACUCAUCGCCGGUAUUUGCGUACACUCCCAAACCUUUGUCAUCCGAGAUGAUUAUCGCUGAGUCAAACCUUAGCUUACCGCCUUCAUCUUCUCCGAGUAAGGGCUUCCUGAUUCCGUCUCCAAGCGAACCUAGCAAGAUCGAGCUCCACUCCCCUAAGUACUAUGAUGCCUGCACCGCUGGUGGUAUUUUGAGCUGCGGUCUCACUCACAUGGUUGUCACUCCUCUCGACCCCGUUAAGUGUAAUAUGCAACUUUCAAUCCUUAAGGUUUUGUCAGGAGAGGUGGAGCAGGUGCUAGUGUAAACGGAAGAUUCUGAGUUGCGACUGAGAAAACGGCAUUGCAUUCAACGUUCAAGAGUCAUUCACUGAUCAAGAAAUCAACGAGACACGAGAGCGUUGGGCAUCAUUUUUCUACGAAGCUACAGAUAUUUGAUAUAAUUAAUUUUAAGACUCUUAGCUAGUUUUUUAUGAGUCUUGUGAACUCAUAACCGUUAUUAAAAGUCCAUUAUAACCGUUAUUAAAAGUCCAUUAUAACCGUUAUUAAAUCCAUAUUUUCCAC
Molecule: messenger RNA, 673 nt
Organism: Cuscuta europaea
Lineage: Eukaryota; Viridiplantae; Streptophyta; Magnoliopsida; Solanales; Convolvulaceae
Source: the annotation of a GenBank genome assembly